CGAGCUACUCGUACGGAGUACCUCCGUACUUACCGUAUCUCAUAGGAAAGUCUCGGUCGUGGGGCUUCCCCGGCAGAAUUCUCCAAAAAACACACUCUGUCCACAAAGGCUCUGCCCUGAGUUCUCAGUACUAGUAUCUUACGCAUCUCUUUGUGCGUCUUGGAAGCUGAACCGACAGAGCCAAGGCACAUUCACUCAAGCCCAAUGGCCUCGGACGACCAAGUGGCUGGAGCCCACAAGACGCUCUAUGAUCAGGGCAUCCCAAUUCGCACCGAUGUGACUGGCCCUCAGCAUGUCCAGCGCUCAUUACAGAACAAUUCGUCCGAUUUUGCUCGCCCGAUGCAAGAAUUGGCAACGGAAUGGGGAUGGGGAAGCAUUUGGACAAGGCCUGGACUGGAGCGUAAGACGAGGAGCCUGCUCAAUAUCGCUAUGCUCUGUGCAUUGAACAGAAUGACGGAGCUUGCCGUGCAUGUGAGAGGUGCAAUCAAUAAUGGUGCAAGCGAGCUCGAGAUUCGAGAGACUCUGAUGCAAGUGGCAGCUUACUGUGGUUUGCCUGCUGGUCUUGAAGGAGUCAGGGUUGCGGAGGGAGUCUUGAAGAGUAUUCGGGAGGAGGAUAAGCCAGGGGAAUGAGGCCAUCAGAGGCUUAUCAAGAGCGACAUGCAUGAUUUUAAAUGUGAGCCAAGAGGUUCAACUGAAGGUCGAGGUUCAUUGGCGACCUCGCUAUCUCCUACGACUGGGUAACUCUUUGUCCAUGUAUGUACCGAUACAUAGUAGGCUACGCCUACACGUGAUCUGGGAGUCUGGAAGUUGCACGCCUGACGCCUGCUAGACUUGACGCCUGCUAGACUUGACGCCUGCUAGACUUGACGCCUGCUAGACUUGACGCCUGCUAGACUUGACGCCUGCUAGACU
Messenger RNA from Exophiala xenobiotica, 912 nucleotides. RefSeq lists its product as uncharacterized. Bases 205 to 630 code for a protein of 141 amino acids. Gene Ontology annotation, molecular function: peroxiredoxin activity. The record is from RefSeq and is a predicted model, not a curated record. NCBI's taxonomy places the organism in Eukaryota, Fungi, Ascomycota, Eurotiomycetes, Chaetothyriales, Herpotrichiellaceae. The transcript has a single exon.